Molecule: messenger RNA, 1304 nt
Organism: Chlamydomonas reinhardtii
Lineage: Eukaryota; Viridiplantae; Chlorophyta; Chlorophyceae; Chlamydomonadales; Chlamydomonadaceae
Exons: 7
Coding region: 176-781 (201 amino acids)
Biological process (GO): Golgi organization; intracellular protein transport; endoplasmic reticulum to Golgi vesicle-mediated transport
Cellular component (GO): endoplasmic reticulum-Golgi intermediate compartment; Golgi apparatus; COPII-coated ER to Golgi transport vesicle
Source: RefSeq, a predicted model, not a curated record
CAUACUCUGCAAGCUAUCAUCACUUUGUUUCACCAGCUUACAGCUGCCUGUGCGUGGCCAAAGCUAUUGAACAAUGCUUCGCCGAAGAGGGCUCUUGGGCUUGUUGGCUGUGUUGCUGCUAGAACGUCAUAUAGCAGCAGUCAAGAUUACGGUGCCGCCUGGCCGAACGGAAUGUAUGGGCGAGACCGUGGAAGCAGAGCAUUUCUCGGUGCCGGGCGGUCCCCGCGUCGACGGCCGCGUGCUCGUCAGCGGUAACAGCCAGUACUAUGUGCCGUUUGUCACCAUCCGCGUGCUGGGCCCAACCGGCGACCAGAUCUGGCAGCAGCAGCACGUGUACCAGGAGACCCACUUCAACGUGGGGGCGCGGGGGCCGGGCUCCUACAAGGUCUGCUUCUACAACCCCUGGGAGAGCCGCACGGACGCCAAUGUGGACCUGGUGUACUUCACACUGGCGCACCUGCGGCGGGGCGCGGGGGGAGGCAUCCAGAUCCCCAAGGGGACGCAGGAGGAAAGGAACAAGGAGGUGGCCAGCACGGACCACAUGGAGGACGUGAAGCGCACCAUCCUGGGCAUGAGCGAGUUCAUGCAGGUCAUCUCCGGCAGCCAGAAGUACCUGCAGCGCAAACUGGAGAGGCACCAGAAAACCAUGGAGAGCAACCGGGACCGCACCCUGUUCUACACGGGGCUGGAGGUUGGCCUGCUGCUGCUGGUGGGCUUGGUGCAGGUGCUGGCGGUCACCGGCUUCUUCAAGCCGGGCAUGAUGAGCAAGGCGUGCGUGUAAUGCGGAGGCGCGGGAGCAGGGCCGGGUGGAGCUGUGGCGGCCGCAUAGGGCUGCGGCGGUGGGCAGACAGGCUGGCAGUGAGUGGCAGCUGACGAGAGAAUGACUGGAAGAGAGAGAUUGGAUAAUGAAAGAUGGCAUUGGUCGAAAUUGGGGCAAGGCAGUUGGAAGCGGAGUGGCGACAAUAUGUGUCGUGAGCCUUAUGAGCUGCACCUAGCGCCGGCGCGCGCUCAGUGCAGGGCGUGUGUGAAGUGUGUAAGGAAGGUUCAGGCGCGCAGGGCUCGUGUUCAUUCUCAAUCUGUGUAUACCUUCCGUCCGUUUGCACGUCCCAUAUGGUGACACAGGAUAGCGAGGGGUUGACGCGCCACAAAGUCCACACACAAACCACUAACUGUCUGGCACGCCGGCCCGUGGCGUGUGUUGAGUGAGAGUGCCGCAAGCAGAGGCCGUCCCUGUCUCAAACCUUUGUUCCGUUCAUGACACGUCAGCUUUGUCACACACCAACGUAAUGGUCCGCGGCUCCGCG